This is a messenger RNA of Manis pentadactyla (Chinese pangolin), 2310 nucleotides long. Its product is annotated as collagen alpha-1(XVII) chain-like. The transcript has 25 exons. The record is from RefSeq and is a predicted model, not a curated record. Lineage: Eukaryota; Metazoa; Chordata; Mammalia; Pholidota; Manidae.
AUGGUGGUGCCAAAGACUGAAACAAGGAAGCCAGGUAGAGGCCUCCACGUGGAGGAGGUGGUCGUUUUCCUGAAGCAGAACUGCUGGCACAGCUUUGGGGUGGGGACCACGAGCCUGCAGAAGAGCACCUGCCUUUCUCCUGAGCGCUGGCUUUGGGCUCAAGUGGCCAUUUGUACUAAGUGUUUUAUCUCCUUUCCAGGGAGCUCCAGUGGGAACUCUUCUCCGGAGUAUCCUCGGAAGGAAUUUGCAUCCUCUUCAACCAGAGGAAGGAGCCAAACACGAGAAAGUGAAAUCCGAGUCCGACUGCAGAGUGCAUCCCCGUCUACACGAUGGACAGAAUUGGGUGAUGUUAAGCGUUUGCUCAAGGGGAGCCGAUGAGCAAGUGUGAGCCCCACCCAGAAUUGCUCCAACACACUCCCCAUCCCCAAGAAAGGCACCGUGGAGACCAAAAUGGUGACAGCAAGCUCCCAGUCAGUGUCAGGCACCUACGACGCCACCAUCCUGGAUGCCAACCUUCCCUCCCACGUGUGGUCCUCCACCUUGCCAGCGGGGUCCUCCAUGGGUGCCUAUCACAACAACGUGACGACCCAGAGCUCGUCCCUCCUCAACACCAAUGCCUAUUCUGCAGGAUCAGUGUUUGGCUUGCAGAACAAUCUGGCCCCCAGCUCAUCUGCUCUGUCCCACGGUACUGCCAUCGCCUCCACAGCAUAUGGUGUGAAGAAAGACAUGCCCCAGAGCCCUACCGUUGUGAGCACCGGCGUGUCCACCUCUCAGGCCUGUACCACAAGCGUCCAGAAUGAUGACCUCUUGCACAAGGACUGUAAAUUCCUGAUCCUGGAGAAAGACAGUGCACCUGCCAAGAAGGAGAUGGAGCUGCUGAUCAUGACCAAGGACAGUGGGAAGGUCUUUACUGCCUCCCCCGCCAGCAUCGCUGCAACUUCUUUUUCAGAGGACGCUCUAAGGAAAGAAAAGCAAGCUGCCUCCGCUGCUGACACCUGCCUAGUAGCAGAAGCUAAUGGAGACGUGAAGACUGUCCUCAAGGGCAAUGCUGCUUCCGCAGUGGGUGAGAGCAAUGGUCCCGGGGACAAAGGGCUGCUCCUGCUGAAUGGAACACACCUGGCCCGUUCGCCAGGCACUAGUGCACACAUGAGCCACCCAAACCUAAACAGUUUCCCCGAAGGCUCCAGGGGAGCCUGGUGGGGGGCAGGCUGGGGGCUGGAGCUCACAGGCCAUGCCACUCCUGCUGGACACCCACUGCCCACCCUCAGACGUCCAUGGCUACGACCAGCGCAGGGGCGGAGGCACAUGGGGGUGGUGCCAGCCUGGUGCCCCUGCGGCUCCUGCUGCAGCUGGUGGAAAUGGAUGCUAGGCCUGCUGCUCACCUGGCUGCUGCUCCUGGGGCUGCUCUUCGGCCUCAUUGCUCUGGCGGAGGAGGUGAGGAAGCUGAAAGCACGUGUGGAUGAGCUGGAGAGACUCAGGAGUGGUGCAGGAUUCCACAAGGAGGCCAUGGAGAGGAGCAGCAAGGACCAGCUGCUGUACAUGGACAGAUCCGGUCUCGACAGCAGCGGUCAGGAGGCGCUCUGGCUUUUUGUGAGAAACAAGCUGGUGACAGAACAAAAAAAUGGGAAUCUCCGAGGAAGCCCUGGCCCUAAAGAUGACAUGGGAAGUCAAGGCCCUAAAAGAGAUCGAGGGUUCCCUGGGACUCCAGGUAAUCCUGGGCCCUUGUGCCACCCAGGUAAGGAAGGACCAAAGAGACAAAAAGGCAGUGUGGGAGAGCCUGGCAUGGAGGGACCCAUGGGCCAGAGAGGGCGGGAAGGCCCCAUGGGACCUCACGGAGAACCAGGGCCUCCUGGGUUUGGAGAGAAAGGAGACAGAGGGGCUGCUGGUGAACCAGGUACUCAGGGCCCACCUGGAGUCCCAGGUUCUGUGGGUGCCAAAGGUUCCAGCGGCUCUCCUGGCCCACAGGGUCCCCCAGGUGCAAUUGGCCUACAAGGAAUCCAAGGGGAUGUAGGACUCCCUGGUGUCAAAGGUGACAAAGAACCUGUGGGGCCACGAGGGCCCAAAGGUGACCUGGGCGAGAAAGGAUCCCGAGACCUCAUAGGCCAGUCUGGCGCUAGAGGUUUGCCCUGUGCUGUGAGCGAGCCUGGAGCUAAAGGAGCCACGGGGCCCCUGGGUCCCUGGGGAGGUGGGACAAGCAUUGAGGUCCUUCAGAACCCACAGUGUUCCAGGCACAGCCCGGAUACCCCAGAGCUGGUCUCAAGACUCGCCUUUACUGAGAUGCCUGUCAGCCAGGACACGGGAGUUGGCUAA